Molecule: messenger RNA, 2406 nt
Organism: Adelges cooleyi (spruce gall adelgid)
Lineage: Eukaryota; Metazoa; Arthropoda; Insecta; Hemiptera; Adelgidae
Product: fork head domain-containing protein crocodile-like
Exons: 2
Coding region: 1-1110 (369 amino acids)
Biological process (GO): anatomical structure morphogenesis; regulation of transcription by RNA polymerase II; cell differentiation
Molecular function (GO): RNA polymerase II cis-regulatory region sequence-specific DNA binding; DNA-binding transcription factor activity, RNA polymerase II-specific
Source: RefSeq, a predicted model, not a curated record
AUGCACACGCUGUUCGGCGACCAGAACGCUUACUACAGGACAGGUAUGUACCCGGCCACGUCCAACCCGACGGGCGUACCUUACCCCGGAGCUUACGAACAGUACGCCAGGUACGGAUACAACGCGGCUGCCGGUUACCAUCAGACGUCGCAUCACGCUUCCGCCGCUGCAGCGGCCGCGGCUGCCGCCAAGGAUAUGGUCAAACCGCCGUAUUCGUACAUCGCCCUGAUCGCCAUGGCCAUACAGAACGCGUCGGACAAACGGUGCACGCUGAACGGUAUAUAUCAAUUCAUAAUGGAGCGGUUCCCGUACUACAGGGAGAACAAACAAGGUUGGCAGAAUUCGAUCAGGCACAACCUCAGCUUGAACGAAUGUUUCGUCAAGCAGCCCAGAGACGACAAGAAACCGGGUAAGGGCAGCUAUUGGACGCUGGACCCGGACUCGUACAACAUGUUCGACAACGGGUCGUACCUGCGGCGUAGGAGGAGGUUCAAGAAGAAGGACGCGCUCAAGGAAAAAGAGGAGGCCGUCAAGCGUCAACAGGAGCUGAUGCUAAAAAAAGUCACCGAGGAACAAUGUAAGUUGCUGUUGCACAACAAAGAGUUGGCCGAGUGUAAGCCGAAAAAGGAACCCGGAGUGGCGCAAUCGACAGACACGCCGGCACCGCCGCCUCCGCCGGCGUACCAUCACCACCAUCAUCUGCAAUACGACCAGGACGAUUCGCCUACCGAAAAUCAUCAUCACCACCAUCAUCACCGGUACAUGGCGGCCGAACACCACCACGACGGUUUCGCCACGCAUCACCACCAGUACGUUGCGGCUGCGGCCGCUGCGGCCACCGGCCAUCACCGGCCACCCGGUUGGUACAGCGCCGAUCCGUCAGACUUCUUCGACGCCGUCGUGCCCAAUCCCGUUACUGCAGCCACUGCCGCCACUUGCGGAUUCCGAAAUCCUCCUCAUGCCGCCGCCACUGCCCCAACACACACGCAAUUGCAAAGCUACUACCAACAACAUCAACAACAACAGCAGCAGCAACAACAACAGCAACAGCAGCAACAACAACCGCAUGACACCAAUCCCGUCACAGUAAAGUUCUCGUCACAGCUUUAACGACGACGUGCAAGAGAUGCGACUGCUGUCAGACGAACAAAUUGUACUCGUCCGCGUGAGAAGUCCAAAGCGAACUAGGGGCGGUGAAGGGGAAGCCGGAGACGGGCCGAAAAGACUAUUGAGAAAAAAAAAUUCACCACAAGACACGUACCAUAUGGAUCGUGUCCCUGCUCGACUGCCUGCGCCGCUGUCACUCGAAAAACGUUCGCCGAGGCUUAUCAGGUGACGGCAGUGUCCGUUUGUUAAUAAUAAUAAUAAUAAUCAAGCGUUCUCAUGCGAUAUUGUUGUGUAAUAAACAUUUUUAAUUUUUUGAAAUCCGUGCAUGUAAUAUACAUCAUAUUAUUUUGUAUAUAGGUAAACCGCAACGGUUGGGUUCAUUAAAUAGUGAUUAUACAUAUGUCUAACAACACAGCACAACACGAUUUUAGUCCGAAAUUACAUCUGGUUUUUCCGCUGAAUCCUAUUAUUUCUCCUCGGAUUUCCUCAUCCACAAAGUUUUUGUAGCUGACAUUUUUUACAAACAAAAAAAACUAAUUAUACUCCAUUAAUUCCGAGAUAGGUACUGAAUUCAGCGAAUAAACUAUGACAUAAAAAAUAUAUGUCAAUACAAAUAUAAGUGUUUGAACAUUGUUAAAUUUGUACAGUGUAACAAAGCUUAUUUACAAUUUUUUUUCAACUAAAACCAAAUUACUGUUAGACCAGUUUUGAAUUCAACAGAUAACAGAAAUCGUUUAAAAGAAAACAAUUAUUAUAACCAUUUCAUACACAACACGUUGAAAAAAUCUAUUUACAUAAAAAAACUAGACUUGCUGUGAUUAAAUUUGGAUUCCAUAAGAAACAUUAUUUAUUUCAAUUUGUCCAAAAAAAAAAAUAUAAUUAAUUAAAAUUUUGGUGUAGAACAUGUCUAAGGUCUCUCUUCGUCCGCCUCCUAUUCUGAACAUAAUAUUGUUGUAUAUAAAUGCGUUGUAUAAACUAUUGCUUCUAUCGUUUUUAUGUACAUACUAUAGUCUAUACUCACGGAUUAAGCGCAAACAAUGUAUAUACAAAUAGUAGUUAUAGAGUGUGUCGAUAAUAAGGAAAAUUAUAUUAAUUGAAAUAACUAAUUAUUGUGUAUAAUUUAUUGUUUACUAUCGUUUGGACUCCUAUUAGAAAUAUCGUAAUAAUAUUAUGUAAUAUAGGCAGUAAUACGACUGACUAGUUGGGCUGUAUAUUUUAGUAUAAUAUGUUUAAUUACUAUUAUUAUGAUUAUUAUUAAUUUAAUUAAUAUUGUAAGUGACUGAAUACAGUAUUGUUUUG